AUGAACUGGAAGGGCGAGUUCCUCCGUGAGGCCGAAGCGCGCCAUGACGAGAUCAACUCUUGCAUGAAUGCCUCGCUCAACUUUGGCGGGUUCAUGAACAAUGGUCUUAUUAUGCCGUGGAGCGAGUCCCGUCGGUAUCACCGGCAUGACGUGGGGCGGCCUGAUCGGCCUUGGCUUCUUCGUCCUCCUCUUCCGCCAUAUCCCCGCCAUCCUUGGCAUGUACAAGUUGAUGCGAAACGUAUGCAAGAACCUACAAAGAGGCCUUAUUUAUGGGAUACUUUGGUCCUAUCGGUGCCGGCCCUUUAUUUGUACGUUGCGAACACGCGCCACCUCUACUCCGACCGGAGCCAUGGUGACGAAGAGGAAACGUACCUCGUGCGCGUCAUGAUUCCGGCCGUAUAUUUCCAUGUCUUGUUAUCGAUCGUGUUGGACGGUUUGUCGAUGCCGGGGCUCAACUUGAUUUACGAGAUCUGCGGUGUUGAGUCGAUUAUGGACGAUGCGGUCGUGGUGCGUCGCAAGUCUGUUCGGGCGCCGACGCCUGUCAAUGCCGAGGUGAAGGACAAUAGGACAUUUGUCGCGUACAAUCGAUCCUCAAAGCCGUUAUGCGAGCCGAGCGAGCUGCCGAUUGUCGAGGAGCGCUACAUUGGGCAUAUGUAUUGUGACGGCGGUCGGGCGGUCGGGCGGUCGGGCGGCGACGCCUGA
Messenger RNA from Neurospora crassa OR74A, 702 nucleotides. Its product is annotated as Na(+)/H(+) antiporter 1. The transcript has a single exon. The record is from RefSeq and is a predicted model, not a curated record. Bases 1 to 702 code for a protein of 233 amino acids. NCBI's taxonomy places the organism in Eukaryota, Fungi, Ascomycota, Sordariomycetes, Sordariales, Sordariaceae.